AUCACAAAAAGCAUGAUAUGUCCCCCAUCAGGACUCAUAUUGCUCACAUAUACGAUUUUCAGCAGUUUUAUAUUUUAUGUUAUCUAUAUGUUUCCUUCAGAAGCUGUUGCCAUGUCUGAAAAUAUGGUUGUGACCCAACCCCGGCCUUUCAUCAUGAAUACUGUAUCCAACCAAUGGACCUCUGGCAUCUGUGACUGCUUUGAUGACCUGCCCCAGUGUUGCUUUGCCUUUUGGUGCCUUCCAUGCUUCACCUGUAAGACAUCGCGUGAGGCCGGGGAGUGUCUAUGUUUACCUCUGCUGGACGCUUUUGGAGUCAUCCCACCAAUGACCACAGCCCUCAGGGUGUCAGUACGCCAGCGAUAUGGCAUUGAGGGUACAGUUUGUAAUGACUGCGUGUAUGCUUGCUUCUGCGGGCCCUGCACCUGGUGUCAAAUAGCAAGAGAAAUCAAAACAAGAAUGAAUCCCAUUACCUUCGUUAACAUGGCUGCCUGAUAAGAACAAAGGCUGAAUUCAUCAGUGCAUCAUUAUUACUGAAACAAACGUCAUCACCACCAUGGACUUCUUUUCCUCGCCAGGACCAGUGCUUUCAUGCUACUCGGAAAUGAGAGAGAUACUGAUUUCUGCCUCUGAGGAAUGUCACUGAACAGCUGAUUACAGAUCAACACAUGAGGGUUACAUAGAGAAUGUAUCAUCAAAUAAAGCAAGAGAUACUGUGAGCAGAC
Thunnus maccoyii (southern bluefin tuna) is the source of this 722-nucleotide messenger RNA. Its product is annotated as cornifelin homolog B-like. The record is from RefSeq and is a predicted model, not a curated record. Bases 13 to 492 code for a protein of 159 amino acids. The transcript has 3 exons. Lineage: Eukaryota; Metazoa; Chordata; Actinopteri; Scombriformes; Scombridae.